GAUCUUCCUAGGCACCAGAGGCCCCUCACUGACCCUCCAAAUCCCCAGCCACAUUCAUCACAUCCGAGGUCCUGUGGCCCCGUGUGGAGGGGCUGCUUUAUGGAAGGCCCCCUGAUGGCACCUGACCCUGCUCUGACACUGCCACCUGUCCCCAGAGAAGGGGAGGGAAGGGAAUGAAGAGGAAAGAGGAACUGGAGACCAGGCGCUGCCCGAGGCCCCGGGCAGGGAGUAGUCCUGCUGAGAAGUCUGCUGAAGGGAAGCGGUCCUUGGCCUCUGCAGCUGACCACAAGAGGGUGGCCCUGAGCCCCCUGCUCCCUGUCCUCCUGGCAGAGGUGUGGCUGGUGCUUGGCCUGGCCCUCAGUUCCCAGCCAGAAGCCCAGGCAGGGCUGGACACUCUGGAGGCUCAGCCUCCUCAGAACCAGGCUCAGGGGAAAGUGCAGGCUCCUACUGAUGGGGGGACGAGGAGGGGUGGCCGAGGCCUGGCCAAGGGCCAGAUGUCAAACUUUGGGUUCAACCUCCUGCGAAAGAUCUCCGUGAGGGAUGGCGAGCUGGUCUUCUCGCCACUGGACGUGUCCUUGACCAUGGCAGGCUCGGUGCUGGGCCAGAGGGCAGACGAGAGCCAGGUGGAGGGCGGCCCACCCGCAGCCCGCAGCCACACGGAGGCCCCACUCCUGCCAGCCCUCGCUCCGCGGCUCAGCGAGGCCCUCUCCAGCACCCCCAGCGGGGCCUCGCGGGGGAGUUCUACCUUCAUCCACAAGGAUUUGAUGUCAGAGACCUUCCCCAAUUAAUCCAAGAGGUUCCUUGAUACAGAGUGUGUGCCUGGGAAUUUUCACAACGCGCAGGCCCAGGGGCUCAGGAAUCAUCACAUAAGCAGAGUCGGGGAAAUUCCCAAACCAUUUGAUGAGAUUAAACCCAGAAACAAAGUAAUUCUUGUGGAUCACAUCUUGUUCCAAGGGACUUGGCUGACCCCAUUUGACCCUAUCUUCACCAGUGACACUUUCCACAUGGACACAUCCAAGGCAGUCAAGGUGCCCACGAUGUACGGGGCGGGCAAGUUCGCCUCCACCUUUGACAAGACUUUUCACUGCCACAUCCUCGGGCUGCCCUACCAAGGAAACACCACCAUGCUGGCAGUCCUCAUGGGGAUCCUGGGUGACCUUGCCCUGGAAGACUGUCUGCCCACAGAGCUGGUGGAGACGUGGGGCGGGAACAUGAAGACCAGGAAAAUGGAGGUUUUCUUCCUCAAGUUCAAGCUGGACCAGAAGUAUGAGACACAUGAGCUGCUCAAGCAAAUGGGCGUCAGAAGAACCUUCUCACCCUUGGUUGGCCUCAGCAAACUCAGCCACAGCAGGAUGCCUUCGGGGUCUCCACUGGGGCCCAAUCCUAAGCACAUGAUGCCACCAAAACCAACAAAUAGGUCUGCAAACCACUCAGUUUUGAUAAAAUGCCUGAGGACUGGCUUGCAGAUCCACCAGCGCAGCCAAAUGCUGAAAGAGCGCAUGGAAUCCCACCCCCUUCAGGAUGAAAGAAACCCUGACGUCACAAGGCCCAAGUCGCCACCUGCCUUGGACAUACCCUCUAGAAAACCCCUGUGGGGCCAUCAUGUUUCCAGUGAACAGGAUUUAUUUCGUCCCGCCCAAUCCUCAGAUGAAUCAGUGAUUGAGGCUGAUAAGAAAGGAACUGAGGCGGUGGCAGGAAACCUGUCAGAAAUUACUGCUUAUUCCCUGCCUCACAUGGAGGUGGACCGGCGCUUCCACUUCAUGGUCCACCAGGAAGGCUCAAGGAUGCUCCUGUUUCUGCAGGUGGUGAAUCCAACUCUCCCGUGA
This is a messenger RNA of Sciurus carolinensis (gray squirrel), 1826 nucleotides long. It is a transcript of the gene Serpina10, whose product is annotated as serpin family A member 10. Gene Ontology annotation, molecular function: serine-type endopeptidase inhibitor activity. Lineage: Eukaryota; Metazoa; Chordata; Mammalia; Rodentia; Sciuridae. The record is from RefSeq and is a predicted model, not a curated record. Gene Ontology annotation, biological process: negative regulation of endopeptidase activity.